GUCUGUACAUAUGUUGCGCGAAAACCCCCCACCGCGCCAAAAGAGUUGGGUGGGACCCACGUACAGAGUAACCAUAAUUAUGCUCGUCAUCGGACAGAUUCAGGUCUCGGUGGCCAUGGAGAUAACGCCCCUGAAGGAAUUUCUCGCGGAUCGCUACUACCUCAGUCUCGUGCAAUUUGUCGUCAGCUUUCUAUCCAUCCAGCUCUACGGAUUUUUCUACCACAUCAUCGUUAAAAAGCCGAUGUGGGUGCGGCUAUUGGCGGGCCUCUGGACGUACGAGGUUAACACCAUGUCGAUCAUGAAGCCCGCCAAACGUGCCCCUUAUAUAAGCCUCAUCCUGUCCAUCAUCCUAACAUUCCUCAUGAUGAUCAUCAGUGUAAUAUACGGAAAUAGUGCCAUCAAACACAAGAAAGGCCUUUUCGUAAGUGAGGAACUUGUUGACCCGCCGACACUUACCUCCUUUACCACAGACCACCCGGCACAAGGUUAUCCUGUGGAGCGAGCGGAUAUUUGUGCUCACCUGCUUUGGCAUCAUCGUGUGUGCCGAGAUGAAGCGUGUUAUUAUAGAGUUUCCAACCCUGCUAGUAUACACCAUUCUCUCGAGCGUGGUAAGCCUCGGGGAAACGAAUCGAUACACCUACUUUCCCAGGGUGCUGGGAGCAUCUUUUCAAUCGGGGUAAACAUUUUUAAAAUAACGACACAGUAUUCCUCCAAUUUUGUCCACAGUUUGUCAUGGUCUUUGCCGCUUCCAUGCGAAAGCCGAACUUCUACCGCCAGGAGUCGACCGGGGACUACAUACUGAUCGGCCAGCUGUACUAC
Drosophila sechellia is the source of this 819-nucleotide messenger RNA. RefSeq lists its product as uncharacterized. The transcript is spliced from 3 exons. NCBI's taxonomy places the organism in Eukaryota, Metazoa, Arthropoda, Insecta, Diptera, Drosophilidae. Bases 11 to 802 code for a protein of 263 amino acids. The record is from RefSeq and is a predicted model, not a curated record.